AUGCUGGAUGGAAUAGUUACAGACAUUUUAGAAGCGCGAUCUAUCACUUAUGAGGCCUCGAGUGUGGAUAUCUUCAGCGCUUCAUGGGGUCCUUCUGACGACGGGGCCACAAUCGACCUUCCUCGUCACUACCUUCAGCGUGCGUUCAUUCAUGGCGCCGUCACGGUGAGUCUUCGUACCAGGUCUUGCAUCGACUGGUUGCAUUGA
Protopolystoma xenopodis is the source of this 207-nucleotide messenger RNA. The record is from the annotation of a GenBank genome assembly. NCBI's taxonomy places the organism in Eukaryota, Metazoa, Platyhelminthes, Monogenea, Polystomatidea, Polystomatidae.